Molecule: messenger RNA, 549 nt
Organism: [Candida] anglica
Lineage: Eukaryota; Fungi; Ascomycota; Pichiomycetes; Serinales; Debaryomycetaceae
Source: the annotation of a GenBank genome assembly
CUAACCCAUUUGAAGAUAUCAUAACUUGCUAUAAUGUCCAUCACAAUCAGAUUAUCCCGUUUCGGGAGAAAGUUCCAACCCAUGUAUAACAUUGUUGUAGCUCAAAAGCGUACCGCCCGUGAUAAGUUACCAAUAGAAGUCUUGGGAACAUACAACCCAGUCCCAGUGCCAUUAUCUCCAGAAGAAAUUAAGAAUGGCGUGAAACCAUACAAAGAUAUCCAACUUGACUUUGAUAGAGCAAGAUACUGGUUAGGUGUAGGAGCAGAAACCUCCGACCGUGUAGGAUUUUUAUUCAAAAGAGCCGGUUUAUUGCCAGAACAAUGGCCAAAGCCUUCCAAGUUGACACAACAAAUUCCAAAGCCUCAAGUACAGGGCCCAAAGGUUGUUUUCGAAGAACCACAAGAAAGAGUCAGAGAAAGAUAAGCGAGCCUUUUCACUUCUUCUCCCCAAAACUAUCGCAAUUAGUGCGUCCAACCAACCCCCUAGCAUGCGGAUAUUAUAACGUUUCCGCCUUGUAUAUAUAAAAAGAAUAAAUUGAUAUUAAGGAAC